Messenger RNA from Phytophthora nicotianae INRA-310, 1843 nucleotides. RefSeq lists its product as hypothetical. The record is from RefSeq and is a predicted model, not a curated record. Gene Ontology annotation, molecular function: DNA binding. The transcript has a single exon. The coding region runs from base 296 to 1144 and encodes 282 amino acids. NCBI's taxonomy places the organism in Eukaryota, Oomycota, Peronosporomycetes, Peronosporales, Peronosporaceae.
GGAUCUUUUUCGAUGAAAAUCCAACUUCGACUAUCAAAAUGGACGACGAUAAUCCAUGCAUAUCGGAGACUGCACGAGCUCCCCUGAUGACUUGGUCAUUCACGCGUUGAGCUUUGCAACUAGACAAGAGGAUCUUGAGUUGCAAACAAGAUCGCGCUGGGACGAUGUCGUGGCGUCGACCACUUUUGAACUUAUCGAGAGGUGAGCAACGGCAACAGCACAGACACAUUGCAGGUCCAGGGUCAGAGACUUCAGCCUUACAGUUCAUCGGACACAGGAAACAGGUAUCCAAUCGAUGACCAUCACACACAGCGUUCAGCAGGAGUUCUUGGACGACGAGACAAAGGACCUCAUCUGCAUUCCAUUCAUCCCCAACUCGUCGAGCCCCGCAAGUAUUGCGGUGCAUUCGCGGCCGCUAACUCAGCAGGUUGUUCCAACUCCAGCGUUGUUGAUGCAAAUGCCAGCACGUACAGCCGAAUCAACGAAAGGAGAACGGUGGACGGAAGACGAACACGAGCGAUUCCUACUCGGUAUGGAGUUGUUCAAAGCGGGGCCCUGGAAAAAGAUCGCCAAUGUUGUCGGUACCCGCGACGCUCGACAGACCAUGAGUCAUGCACAAAAGUAUCGUCAGAAGAUCAAGCGACGUAAAUUGGGUUUGCCGACAACAGAACCACGACGUCGUGUUGAUGAUUCUCGUGCUACAUCCACCACCAAAAGGUUGCGAACAAUGAGCCCAGUCGAGGCCACUGCAACAGCAACAGGUGCAGAGAAUCGAGUGGUGGGGAGUUCAAGAUCGUAUGAUGUAUCACCGAGAGUCCAGUUGCCACGGGAAGCAAUGAAUGACACACCACGCCUGAUGAAUGGGCUUGAGCGCGCGAUUGGUCUUGUUUCUACUGAGACCAUCAAUAUGGCCAGCAACGCUUAUAGUCUAAUGGCCGAAGUGGACACUGGCCGUGUUGGUCGACCGAGCCAGCAACUCGAUGCGACACUAGAGCCGCUUGAUAUCGGUUCCGAAGUCUCGGUGGCUCGCGACAGUUGGGUCGGGCCGGAAGAGUUGUGGGACUUUCUCGAUGGCCGUCCGAUCGCCCAGCCUGAUGUGGCCGGCGCACACGUGCAAGAAGCAGGAAACCAGUUAUCAGUUUAAGAGUCGUGGCGACGAGCGACGGUAGCUCGGAACGCAGAAAUUUUCGUUGUUAGGCAAUGCAUCUACACGUUUGGAUCGGCCGCGCGAAGCAGUCCAAGGUCGUGAUUGUUGGAAUUAAUUGAGCAGAAGCGUUGUGCAAGUAAUACAGAACUUCCAUUGCGCCCAUGAUCCCCAGUGAGUAUUGUUCACCGCGGCGUGCGAUUCUGUUGACAAUGCUCCGACGCAGAAGUCAGCUUGAGACUGGCUCCAGCUUCAACAAGUAGGAAGUUCCAAUCAAGUUUGUGGUCGGUCGCCGUGUUCUAGCUCACAAAGCUGCUACUGUCAGCAAGCAUGCGUUGAUCGUCACCGCCCUGAACGGUUUGGGAGCAGCUGAUUUAGCUAAGCUGAACAGUAACUUUGAAGCUUAGGCAUUCGUGGCGAGCGUCAUUCGUGUGUUCUACGAGUACCAUUGCAAUUUACAAGUACUUACACCUUAACGCUACAGUGGAUUUGGUUGCAAAGCCACUAGUGCAACGCUGAAAACCCAGAAGCCAGAAAGCCCGAUUUCGACUAAAGAUUCGCAUCCGUCGAAACUGCGAGGCACGAUAAUUACGUGGCACCCUAUGGUAAAAAAAAUUCAAAAGUAACAGUACUGGUGUUACAGCAACGGCAACUUGGGCCUUACCGCCGUGAGUCACCAGCUCGCUGAUGUUGCGCUCG